AUUGAUUUUUGGAACUUGAUUUUCCGAUUGGUUAGUUUAUUGUAUGCAUUUUCCAUAGAAAUUCCAUGUUUUGGGGAAGCCCAAUUAGAAACAGGAGAUAUGUUUGGAUAUUUACAUAGGCUAAUGAUAUGUGUUGCUAUCUGUAUCUAAUUUGUCAGUUUUAAGAAUUCUCUGAAAGUUGGUAAUUCUCUGAAAGCUGGUAACCUCACGAAUGGUUGUAUAUUUAUUUUUAUGUAGGAACACUUGCUAUAAACACCAUGAGUGUUAAAACACUUGAAAUAAAAAUGCAUAUGCACACGUUUCUGGCUUGGAAAUUGGACCCAAGAGUGUCUGCGCUUGUGGAAUCCACAUGUUUUCGGUGGGCUUUGAAAUUCAAAAAUAGUCUUUAUAGGCAAGAUAGUAAUCUUCUUAGUGCCCUUGCCUCGAUGUUUGAUGAGAGUAAAGAUCAUUUCGUCAUUGGGAAUCCUAAGAUAGAUAUUGAUUUUGGUCUAGAAGACAUUUUAUAUAUUACAUGUCUUCCAAUUGACGGAGAACAUGUAUUUAUCUUUUCUUUUACUUCAACAUAUCUUUAGUUUUAGUUAUUCGAUUUAUAAUGCCCAAUUUGAAUACAAGUCUCAGGAUAUGAGAGUCAAAACAUCAAGGGUACAAUCAUGGAGCAUUUUAAGAUAAAUGAAGAGAAGGCUGAGUCAUUAAUGAUGAACUCCGGUAAUAGUAUUGAUCUCUCAAGAUUGAAGUUCGAAUUUAAGAUGGUACCACAAGAGGAGGAUAUUGACUUAGAGCCUUAUUUCAAGGCUUCUCUCCUCUUUUUGUUGGGAGAAGUCAUUGUCCCAAACAACAUCAACUCUUUUUCUCCCAUGUACCUACCAUUGCUUGGAUUCAAUGUUGUCAAUCACUAUGCUUGGGGAGCAGCUAUGUUGGCGAAUAUGAAAGAAUCUCUAGAAAAAGUGAAGAAAGUUGGGAAAUUCACAAGCUUAUGUUGUUUUUCGUACGCUCUCACGGUAUUUGCAUUAAAGCGGUUUCCAUGCCUUAGAAAAAGAUGUGGAUCAUCACCACUAUAUUCUUUACCAUCCGGAUUUCCCUUGAUUUUGGGGUGGAUCGAGGUGUUGUGUAAACCGAAUAAAGCCACGAAGAAUGUAAAGUCUGUGAGAUACUACAAAAAGAAGCUUCAAGACAUGGAAGAAAAAGACGUAAGACCUUAA
This is a messenger RNA of Raphanus sativus (radish), 1199 nucleotides long. RefSeq lists its product as uncharacterized. The record is from RefSeq and is a predicted model, not a curated record. The coding region runs from base 651 to 1199 and encodes 182 amino acids. Lineage: Eukaryota; Viridiplantae; Streptophyta; Magnoliopsida; Brassicales; Brassicaceae. The transcript is spliced from 2 exons.